Exaiptasia diaphana is the source of this 2138-nucleotide messenger RNA. RefSeq names its product beta-glucuronidase. The transcript has 12 exons. Lineage: Eukaryota; Metazoa; Cnidaria; Anthozoa; Actiniaria; Aiptasiidae. The record is from RefSeq and is a predicted model, not a curated record. Gene Ontology annotation, molecular function: beta-glucuronidase activity; carbohydrate binding. The coding region runs from base 28 to 2112 and encodes 694 amino acids. Gene Ontology annotation, biological process: carbohydrate metabolic process; glucuronoside catabolic process.
UGACAUCAAAAAAAACACUAAAUCACCAUGAUAAUAUCAAGAUUUACAAUCAUAGAUUUUUUAUUUUCAUCGUUUACCUUCUUGCUUGUAAAUGCCCGGCUCAUCCAGGGAUUACUCGGUAAAGGAAUMCUAUACCCACGUGACUCAGAAUCCCGACAAAUCAAGUCGCUGGACGGAAUCUGGAGCUUUCGAGCUGACACUUCUUUGCAUCGAUCAGAUGGAUUCGAACUGAGGUGGUUUGAUCAGGCCUUACAUCAGACUGGUGAUGUCAUUCCAAUGCCAGUCCCGUCCAGCUUUAAUGAUAUCACUGAAAUGAGAUGGCUAAAGAAUUUCGUGGGCUGGGUUUGGUACGAGCGACAGUUCUACAUACCAAUGGCAUGGUCUGCUCAAGUUGACAGCUUGCGCAUCGUGUUAAGAUUCGGGAGUGUCAACUAUUACUGUAAAGUGUGGCUGAAUGGAAAUGAAAUUACAAGUCAUGAAGGAGGGCAUUUACCGUUUGAAGUUGAAGUAACACACUAUCUUGACUAUAGUCGAUCCAAUCGACUCACUGUAGCAGUCAAUAACACCUUAACGAGAAACACCAUUCCACCAGGGGAAUACCAGGAAGACCAAGACUACAUCGCCAGUCAAAAAUACAGUUUUGACUUUUUCAACUACGCCGGAAUUCACCGUUCUGUGAUCCUCUACACCACCCCACCAGUCUUCCUAUCUGACAUUAGUAUAGCAACCGACUAUUUGUACGACGCAGGCAUUGUAAAGUUCUUUGCUUCCGUGUCUAAUACUGCUGGCCACCAAGUGUAUGAUCGCGGCAUUACCAUGCUUUAUGAACUGCUAGAUCAUAAUAGAAGACUGGUAACGACUGUUGGUGGAACAGGACUGCUUGAAGGACAGCUACGGGUAACUAACCCGUCAUUGUGGUGGCCAAUAGGAAUGGGGUAUAAACCCGCAUAUCUUUACACCCUUCAGAUAACGACCAUWACUAAUACGACUCAAGAUGUUUACCGACUUCCUGUAGGAAUACGAUCAAUUCGACUACUGAAGACACGGUUUUUGAUCAACGAUGCGCCUUUUUAUUUCAAAGGAUUAGGCAAACACGAAGAUGCUGAUUUUCGUGGUCGAGGGUUUGAUCUUCCAACGCUAGUAAAGGAUUUCAACCUAUUGAAAUGGUUUGGUGCGAACUCAUUUCGCACAAGUCACUAUCCAUAUUCAGAAGAGACGAUGAACUUAGCGGACGAACUCGGUUUUGUUGUCAUCGAUGAGUGUCCUGCUGUUGGGUUAUCUAAACUAGAGUACUUUAACAACCAUACAUUUGAACUCCACUUAAGGAUAAUGGAAGAAUUGAUMCAAAGGGAUAAAAAUCAUCCUUCGGUGGUCAUGUGGUCAGUGGCUAAUGAACCGAUAUCUCACUACGAACACGUGGCUGAUUACUUGAGAAAGAUAAUAAGUUUUACCAAAGAAGAAGACAUUCAACAAAGACCUGUAACGUUUGUCACCAACCAGACCCCGUACGAUGCAGAGAAACAGGAGAUGGCGUCCAAGUACUGUGAUGUAAUAUCGUUCAACCGUUACUAUGGCUGGUACACGUUUCCAGGUAAAACGCCAAAAAUAUCCAACACCCUAGAAUGGGAAAUGGAAGAAUGGUUCUGCAGAUACGGGAAGCCCGUGCUAAUAACAGAAUAUGGUGCCGAGGCUCUCGCAGGUUUACACAGGGAACCCUCCAUAAUGUAUACAGAAGAAUACCAGGUUGACGUUAUGAAGCACUACUUCCCAGUUUUCGAUAGGCUGCGAUAUCAUUAUUUGAUAGGAGAAAUGAUUUGGUCAUUUGCAGACUUCGCAACCCCAGAAUCUAUCAAAAGAAUUGGAGGUCAAAAUCACAAAGGCGUUCUAACAAGACAGCGACAGCCAAAGGCUUCGGCACAUGUUCUACGUGCUCGUUAUCAGUCCAUCACCCUGCGAACUUGCCACAGGUGCACUGGUGACGAGCUUUUCGACUAUCUUUUGCAACAUAGACUUCACAAACGUCAUUCACAUAAAUUUGAGAAACCAAGACUUCCAGCUUUAAUAAGAGAAGAAAGAGUUAAUACUACUAUAGGUAGGAGGUCUAUUGACUGAAGGACUUCAAUGGCUUUAAAUAACAC